This is a messenger RNA of Dioszegia hungarica, 5454 nucleotides long. RefSeq lists its product as uncharacterized. The coding region runs from base 1 to 5454 and encodes 1817 amino acids. The transcript is spliced from 14 exons. The record is from RefSeq and is a predicted model, not a curated record. Gene Ontology annotation, cellular component: nuclear speck. Lineage: Eukaryota; Fungi; Basidiomycota; Tremellomycetes; Tremellales; Bulleribasidiaceae. Gene Ontology annotation, biological process: protein polyubiquitination; proteasome-mediated ubiquitin-dependent protein catabolic process. Gene Ontology annotation, molecular function: ubiquitin protein ligase activity.
AUGGAGGGCGAUGACAGUCAAUGGGUGGACGAGAGAGCCGGGCCCUCUCGCUCGCGCCUGUCCGAAGACGAAGACGACAACAUGCAGGGGUCGGAGCACGACGAUGAGGAUGACGACGACGAGGACGGGAGCGAGAAUGAGGAAAUGCCUCCUCCACCCGCCAGCGGACCCGGUCGGACCGCUUACGAGCGUCUCGCUCGUCUCGCCGGAGAGAGCGGGAUGCACCUGGACGAAGCAACCGCCAUGGCCCUAUUCGGCGGGGACUUCCGGAACUUUGGCGGCAUGUCCACCGGGAUGAGCAGUCGCUUCAAGCGGCUCAAGAACAACCUCCGGUCCAAAAACAUCUCCACCCGCCUCAGCGCCCUUCGCGAGUGCAGCGAGCUCCUCCUCGUCAGUAACGAAGACACCCUCGGCGGAACCUUUUCGACCAAUACGUUUGCCACGGAGUUCAUCGCUAUCUUGAAGGGCCAGCCGAAUAUCGAUGAGAACGGGGAGGAUGCGGGACCGAGCAAUGUCGAAGAGAUGGACGAGGAUGCGCAGCUGGCGGCGGCGCUCGCGAUGAGUACGGGCGGGGCGAUGCCCGCUGGCUUUGGCGGCGAUAAUGAGGAGGAGAUGGAGUGUCAGCUAGUGGCGUGUCGAUGUUUGGCGCAUCUGAUGGAGGCUUUGCCGGGGACGGGACAUACGCUGGUUCAUCUUGGAGCUGUGCCUGUGCUGUGCUCCAAGUUGAACGAGAUUGCGUAUAUCGAGCUGGCAGAACAGACUCUCAGCACCAUGGAGAAGAUCUCGGCCGAAUACCCUGCCGCAAUCGUCCGUGAAGGCGGCCUCGGCGCUCUCCUCAACUACCUCCCCUUCUUCUCUACCAACGUCCAGCGUACCGCCCUCACUGCUGCCGCCAACUGCUGCCGAGACAUCGCAAGCGAGCACUAUUCCAAAGUCAAGGAGGUCUUCUCCAUCCUCCGGGACACCCUCACGCAGGCGGACCAGCGACUCGUCGAGCAGGCCACACUCGCCGUCGUUCGGACCAUGGAGGCAUACCGGCAUAAUACGAGUCACCUUGAAGGUCUCCUCGAUCUCCCUACGGUAGUAGCUAUCAAUUCGCUCCUUCUUCCUUCUGGCGGAUCCCCACUCGUCUCCCCUGCUACCUACACUCAUCUCCUCCGGACCCUUACUUCCUCAGCUCGCUGCUCUGCGACCGUCACCAUUGCAUUCCUCGAAGCUGGAAUGACCAACACGGUUUACCAGAUCCUCACCGGUGUUCUCCCUCCGUCCGACAACUCGGCGGAGCAGGGAGAGUCGACCGGCGGACAAGGACUAGCGGGUGGCGUGGCGGAUAUGGCGGUUCUCCAGAACCUGGCCCAUCGGCCGAAGGACCAAGUCGAGGAAACCCUGGCGCUCAUCUGCGAGCUCCUGCCGCCAACUCCGCGGGAUGGCGUGUUCGACUCCAAGGCGUACAGCGAGAAAGGGUUGAGUCGGAUGAAGCGCAAGGGUGACAAGCCGGAGAAGCCGGAGAAGACUACCCGCCGGAGUAGCCGGACGGCGGAGAAGGAGAAGGCGGACACCGAGGCGAUCAUCGGCGCCGAAUUCGACUUGCCAGCUGCAGCUGCUGGUCCUUCGACUGUUCUAUCCACCCAGUCGACGCCCGGCGCGCAUCUAUCGGCUCUGACCAGCGCGCUCAAUGCGUCGGGCAUGAGCCAAGCGACAAAGGAUGCCCUCUUGAAGCAAAAGAGGGACGCCGAGACGCAGACGGAGCAGCGGCUGAAAUUGCUUUCGGAGCACCCGCAGCUUAUCGGUCGGUUCAUCCAGUCGAUCGUGCCGGUGCUGGUGGAUGUUUAUGCGGCUUCGGUGGCCGCGAGGGUGAGAACCAAGGUGUUGACGGGGUUGGUCAAGGCGAUUGCAUUUGGCGGGUCGGAUCAUUUGCGAGCUACGCUGCAAUCUGUACCUAUGGCGAGCUUCCUCGGCGCCAUCAUCUCGUCCAAGGACAAUCCUUACUUUGUUCUGUGCGCGCUCCAACUGGUCGAGCUUCUCGUCGUUAAGCUCAAGGACAUCUACCAGACUUCCUUCAUGCGAGAAGGGGUGGUGUUCGAGAUUGAAGCGUUGGCGAAGCAGGAGCCAAGUACCGUCAAGGCGGCUAGGGAGAAGGAGCAGGCCGCACUCAAUGCGGCGGUCAAGACGGAACCUGGAGAGUCGAGCUCGCCAGCUCCUAUCCCCGUCGCUGGGCCGUCUACCGGUCCCGGCCGGACCGCCUCCAUCACGCAUAUCCUAGAAGACCUCAAACCCCUCUUUGGGUCUUCUGGGCUGCCCGAGUCGUUCGGCGCCAUCCUGGCGGAACAUGCCCGGCCUGACCCCAACUCGCCGCACAGACACGGUCUCGUCAACCCCCUGGACGUCAACAUCUUCCGCGCGCGGGUCAUCGUCGCCAAGAAGCUGUUUGAAGUCGGCGGUGACCACCACAGUGCCGCGGUCGAGGUACUCGAGAAGCUCGCGGACCAGGUCAAGUCCAUUCUUGCCCCCGCGGCUUCGGACGGGGAACUCCGGGACGCCCUGGGCGAUAUCGCGUCCAACUUUGCGAGCGUCGACCGAUCGCUGUCCUCCUUUGAGCUGCUCAAGUCGGGCCUCAUCGAUGGUCUGCUCGACUAUGUCGAAGUGGACGGGACGGUCAACUCGGAAGAUCGCCGAAGCCUCCUCUUUGAGGUAUUCUCGGAUACGGCCAUUUCGUCGCCCAGUCCCCUCGUCAUGCUCGUUCGACGCCUCCACGAGUCGCUCGGCCGUCUGGAGAACUUUGAGGUCGAAGCUGCCUUUAACGGCAUUUCGGACUCGUCCCGCCCGUCUUCGUACAAUCUCGGUCGGACGAUGCGGAUCCGUCUCCAAGCGGAGGACGGGCAAGACGUGCCCAAGCAAGCUAUCGCGCCGAUGCAGGCGCUGCACGACUUCCUCAGGCCCAGAGUCGCCGAUCCGAACUAUAUGGCGCAUUCGGCAGGUGGGCUGUUUGGGGCCGCUGGAUUCGGUGGGAUGGGCAUCCCCAGGGGAGGUGCAGGCGGACCCGGCGGAAGUGGGCUAGGAAGCAGUGCGAGUCGGAUCUUGUCGGCCCUCGGAGGCGUACCUCAUCCGGGCGGUAGUAGCGCUGCGGCUGCUCUCGGAGGGUUUGGCGCACCCGGACCGUCUGGUAUCGCCUCAUCCGCCCCUGAGAGUGGAAGGAUGGAACCGCCCGCACCGGCUUCGGCACCAAAGCCUAUCGAAGCGCCAAAGAGGCGUCGGUCUGCCCGACUUAGCGCCGCCCAGACCGGCGCAGAUGCUAUUGACGAGGAUGCGCCUGGUCCGUCUGCCUCGGCGGCUCCGGCUCCGGCUGCGGCGCAGAUCCAGGCUUUAUCGUCAAGUGCGCCGGAAGCGUCCAUGUUCCCGGCGAUGCCGAUGGAUCUGGACUUUGAUGAUGACUAUUCAGACGAGUACGAGGAGGAGGUGUUCGAAGAGGAUAUGGAAGAGGAAUUGAUCAGGCCUACCGAAAAGGUGGUCAAUAUGUCGGUUGCGCCAGAUGGCUCGCGAGUCGAAGCCAAGACGCCCGAAGGAACGCGAGUCGCUACGCCCUCACAAGCGGCUCUCGCGUCCCAAGCGGGUCCUUCGGCCGGUACGCCCCGUUCCGCCUCGUACGCCGGUGCAGUCAAGACCGCUCCGGUAGAUUGGCACCUCGAGUUCAGCCUCGGUGGCCAGCCCGUCUCCCUCGAGGAUACGAUCUACGGUGCGGUCCACAAGUCCAGGGGCGGCCCCGCGUCUCUGGGCGGUGUUCACGGUGCGGCGGUUGUAUUGCGCUUCAAGAAGGUCGACGGGCCUGCUACUAAAGCCCCGGCUGAUGCGCCGUCCCCUCCGACUGCGACUGGGACUACUUUACCGUCUGCUUUCGAGCCCGAUGCGCCGACGUCCAAGAUUCUGCGAUUGUUGCGCGUGCUGCAUAAUCUUGUAAUGGAGGAGACGGCGGUCAGGGACGAUGGCAAGGUCGACAGGUCGUUGUUUGUUAAUAACAAACUCACUGCGAAGCUCGGCAGACAGCUCGAGGAGAUUAUGAUCAUCGCCAGUAACUGCCUCCCCGAAUGGGCCAUUGAACUUCCUAAACACUUCUCCUUCCUAUUCCCCUUCGAGACCCGAUACUCCUUCCUCCAAGCCACCUCCUUCGGCUAUGGCCGCCUUAUCGCCCGAUACCAAGCCGCCCAACUCGCCCGAUCCGCGGGAAGCAACCACCGGCGAGACGACCUCUCGCACCUCUCGCGUAUCGUGCGCCAAAAAGUCCGGAUCUCGCGCUCGCAACUGCUCGAAUCGGCGGCCAAGGUGUUGGAGCUGUACGGGACGAGUAAUGGGAUAUUGGAGGUAGAGUACUUUGAUGAGAUUGGGACGGGUCUCGGUCCGACGCUCGAGUUUUACUCGUUGGCGAGCAAGGAGUUUGCGAGGCGGACGUUGAAGCUCUGGAGGGACGAGGAUGAGACCAAGCCGGGGGCGUAUGUUUUCCAUCCGAAGGGACUGUACCCUUCGCCUGCGGGACCAGCGGAGGAGUCGUCUAGUACACCGGGGUCCAAGAUGGCGUGGUUCAAGACCAUCGGUCUCUUUGCGGGUCGAGCACUCCUCGACUCCCGAAUCAUCGAUAUCAACCUCAACAAGGUAUUCCUCCGCCUCAUUCUCGGCCAGCCGGUCAAGAAGAAUAUCGCGACUCUGAAAUUGGUGGAUCCGACUAUUGCGAGGUCGAUGGAGCGGCUUCAGGCUUACGCGGAGGCAAGGAAGGAGAUUGAGGCUAUGGCGCUGCCAACACCUGCCAAGAGAAACAAGCUGAACUCGCUCUCGGUGAACGGUGCCAAGUUGAGGGAUCUUUCACUGGACUUUACGCUUCCGGGGUACGAUAUCGAGUUGAAGCCCGGCGGAUCCGCUAUCGACGUGGACGAUUCCAACCUCGAAGAAUUCCUCGAGCUCGUGCUCGAGCAGACGCUGGGCGCGGGCGUCACUCAGCAAGCUCAGGCGUUCAAGGAAGGUUUCUCGAUGAUCUUCCCGAUCAAGGAUAUGCGGAUCUUUGCGCCAGAGGAGCUGGGGUUGUUGAUUGGGAACGCGGAUGAGGAUUGGAGUCGCGAGACGAUCGAGCAUGCCAUCAAGGCCGACCAUGGGUAUACGCUCGAGAGUAGGGCGGUGCAGAACCUGGUGGAGGUCAUGGCGGGGUAUGAUAAAGAGGAGAGGCGGCAAUUUUUGCAAUUCAUCACUGGUGCUCCCAAGCUACCUAUCGGCGGGUUCCGAGGCCUCACACCGCCCUUCACGGUCGUACGGAAACCACACGAAGCGCCGUUCAGGGCAGACGAUUAUUUGCCUAGUGUGAUGACUUGCGCUCAGUACUUGAAGAUGCCGGACUAUACGUCGAAGGAAGCUCUGGACAAGCAGCUCCGCCGGGCCAUCCUCGACGGCGGUGGCUCGUUCCACUUGUCCUAG